This is a messenger RNA of Cuscuta europaea, 1535 nucleotides long. NCBI's taxonomy places the organism in Eukaryota, Viridiplantae, Streptophyta, Magnoliopsida, Solanales, Convolvulaceae. The record is from the annotation of a GenBank genome assembly.
GGCUUCUAGGGUUGUCCGCCCUCGUUUUCCGAGGGGCGAGUGAGAUUGGUUGGAGGGAGAGGUGAGGGAUUUGGAUGUAUUGGUGGGUAGAGGCGGCAACAGGUCGUUUCAUUGGGGGUAAAGGUCGGUGGUUGGAGUAUUUAGACAACGUCUCUUUGGGGAGCCGUGAUCGAGGGUCGGUGUUUACAGCAGCAGCAGUGCGGUGGUGGAGGAGCACAUGGAAGCUUUUGUUGAUUGCUACAGGCAGAUUUCAAUCGGGACUGAUUUAGAAGAGCUUGAUCUUGAUGAACUUUAUGCUGAGGAAGUUCCGGCGAAGACAGGUCCUAAAGAGUUCCUGGUGAUCGACCAGGUUUUAACUGAUAGAAAGAUUAAAUUUCCGGAUUUAAAAGAGAUGAUGUUAUCUCUGUGGAGGCCAGGGAAGGAUAUGGCGUUUAAGGAGAUCGGAGAAAGAAGGUACAUGUUUACUUUUUUCAUCGUUUUGAUUUGAUGCGUGUUCUUGAAGGAGCCCCCUGGCAAUUUGAACGCAGUCUUGUGAUGUUAAAAGAAGACAUGCCUCGUGAUAUUCCACACGAAAUUAUUUUAAACGAAUCAGAAUUUUGGGUUCAGAUUCAUAAUGUUCCGUAUAGUCUGGUUAAUUUGGGUACUGUCAGACGGGUUGGAAAUUUCAUAGGGCAAUUUGUUAAGUAUGAUGAUUUUCAGAAGAGUGAUAAAUUAGAGCCAUAUAUGCGGGUUAGGGUCCUAAUGAAGAUGGAUAAAUCUUUGAAGAAAGGGACAAAUCUGAAAAAGGAUGACAAAAGUUUUUGGGUAGACUUUAAAUAUGAGAGGCUGCCGAACUUCUGCUUCAUCUGUGGUUUUAUUGGACAUUCAGAUAAUUUUUGUCCCUUAAAUUAUGAAGAAGGCUUAGUUUUAGAAAAAAGAUUUGUGAUCCAUCUCAGAGCAGGGAGUGGGGUGAAAACAAGUCCUACAUGAGGUCAGAAAUGGCUUUUGAAGGGUUAAUCGAGCUCUGGCAGAUCGGGUGGAUAUAUAAUGGCACAAAAUUUAGAGGACAAAAUAGACGAAAAGGUGAAAGAUGUAACGAAUGAAUCAGCCCAAAGCUUCACCAAAGGAGGUGGGGAGGAGUCCAAAUUAAAGAAGAGGUUUCGAAGAGAAGGAAGAUCAGGGUGAUUCAAACAGAGAAAGAACAAGAAGAGGAUGUCAUGGCCUUGGAUGGAACAAAAAAUGGGGAAGAGGCGGGCUUUGCUCCUUAAGCCCACCGAAGACGCUAACGGAAAAGGGGAGGCCGCAAGUUGUGGGCAUGAUUUGUGUCUUCUGGCUGCAUCAGAAGUUUAUUAAGUUUUGUUUGGUUUGCUGUUUCAGAGACCAUUAUGUUUGUUUUGUUGUUUGUUUUUUAUGUUUAUUCCUGUUUGUAAGACGUUGAUUUUGGAUGUGGGGGAUGAGAGGAAUAUGGUGACCGGUUAUGACUUUAAGUUUCCCACUUUUGGAUCAGCGAAUUGUAUUGUUUCUUUGGAGGUGAUUAAUUCUGAGUCUGGUUCACG